This is a messenger RNA of Schistosoma rodhaini, 3319 nucleotides long. NCBI's taxonomy places the organism in Eukaryota, Metazoa, Platyhelminthes, Trematoda, Strigeidida, Schistosomatidae. The record is from the annotation of a GenBank genome assembly.
ACUUUGGAGGUCAUUGAGUCUCCAGAAGAGGUUAGGAAACUAAUCGGAUCUAGUUAGGGGUCAUCUUAACUAAUUCCGGUGGUUACAAUAUUUAUAACAUUCAAAGCCCCUCUCAAUUAUAUAAAAACUCGGUUCAUCAAGCAGUGGAUUUUAAAGGGACUGUUUCUAAACUAAUUCACUAUCUGGUGUGACAGUUUAUUUGAAGCAUAGUUACUUAAUCUCCAUUUGUUCAAAAGUUUAGUAUUGCUUAGAAGAAUGUAUUUGAUGUCCAAUCUGCACUAGAUUGUCGAUAGUUUCUAGGCUAAUUCACCAAUUGCAAUCAUAGAACGGCGGUUAACCUAUAUUCCACGAAUAUUUGAUAUUACGGCGAUUCAAUGUCACCUCAGAUAUAUCAACAUAAAAUACUAAUGCUGUGUUCCGGCAGAAUUGAUAUUACAGUGUCUGUACUUGUUGAACCAGUCCCGGAGCAUCGAUCUUAAAUUUGGAACUGAAACAUUCGAAAGCUUUGUUUAGAUCUGCGAGUAUAAAACCAUUCAGAGUAUUUAUGUCUUUUGUUAUGGCACGAACUAAUAUAAUUGGGUUGGCCAUGCACUAAUUGAAAAUCUUCACUGUCUCGUUGCCGAACUUCUGACACAGGUAGUGUUUUCCCCUGUUUAUUGUCUUCUAAGGAAAAGAUAGUUUCACAUGAGUUUCAGCUUUAUUAUUUGUUUAAAUCCUUAAUUUACCAAAAGUUAACUGCAAAGGUAUAAGUUAGCACUAACGUACGUCAUAAUCAGCUAUAUCGAAGCCAUCUGCACACAUGUCAACCGAGACUGGUCAAAAUUCAUUUUUAAAAUAUCAACAUUUUAUUCCCGAUGUUCAUCACUUAUUUAAUAUUUACUCCUAAAGUGACAGACGCAAUGCUUCAAGUACUCUAACAAUCUCAAAGUUAUCUGGUGUCUGUUUUCGGGUUUAAACCACUUACAAUAAGAUUGAAAUUACAAGUCAAUGAGGUAUAUGCUGGCGUAAGCUUCCUUCAAUAUUAUUGUGACCCUGACUUGACCGGGGAAGCUUCGGCAAGGAUUUUCUUGGUGUAGUUCGUCGUGCUCUAUACUUGUUUUACAUGGCCUCUCAAGGCCGAAAAUAUUCAGUUACUGAUGCUUCCAAAGGAUUCAUUUACUUAUUACAUUUUGCUUACCUUUAUUUCAGUAGUAACUACUUGGUUUUGAGUGCGAUCUAGAAAUAUCUUCACAAGAAGAUGGAAAAUGAUGAAGUUGUACUUACUGAUAGCACGAAAAAAAUUAAAGCUAUAAUCCUAAUUGGUGGUCCAUGUAAAGGGACUCGCUUCAGGCCACUUUCGUUGGAGUUACCGAAACCACUUUUUCCGAUAGCUGGGUUUCCAGUUGUUUAUCAUCAUAUUGAAGCAUUUUCCAAGUUACCGGGAUUGAGAGAAAUCAUUCUUUUGGGAUUUUACCAACCAAAUGAGGCUCUAAACCAGCUGAUUUCAAAUGCUCAACACGAGUUCAAAGUUUCUGUUAGAUAUUUACAAGAGUUCACAUCGCUAGGAACAGCUGGGGGUAUAUAUCAAUUCCGUGACCAAUUAUUAUCUGGAUCUCCGGAUUUGUUGUUCGUGAUGAAUGGUGAUGUAUGUUGUGAUUUACCUCUUGAGGAAAUGCUCGAGUUUCACAAAUGUUUGGGUACUGGGGAUCGAUUUCUAAUUAUGGCGACUGAUGCGACACGUCAACAAUCUAUGAAGUUCGGUUGUAUUGUUGAAGACCCCAACACCCAUGAAGUUAUGCAUUAUGUCGAGAAGCCAGCAACGUUCGUCAGCACAACAAUAAAUUGUGGUCUUUACCUAUUUACUCCUGGAAUAUUUAAAUUUAUUCGUAUAGCUUUUCUUGAACAUCAGAAUCAACUAAAUUAUGAUUUAAGGCCUUCAUGCAAAGAAACUAUUCAUUUAGAACGAGAAAUAUGUCAACCGUUAGCUGGAAGUGGGACUUUAUUUGUCUAUCAUACCAAUCGGUUUUGGAGUCAAAUCAAAUUUGCUGGUGCUGUAAUCUAUGCUAAUCGUCAUAUAUUGUCACUUUAUGAAAGAACACAUCCUCAUAGACUUGCUAAAAUGACAAUACCAAGUUCAUCAAACCUACAAAUGUUAGAUGAUCCCAUUAAUUCAUCAUUAGUUGUAAUGAAUGGAGAUUGCCAACCAUCAAUUUGUGGACCGAUUAUAAUUGGUCAUGUAUUCAUACAUCCAACUGCUUCAAUUGAUCGAACAGCUGUUAUAGGACCCAACGUAAGUAUAGGUGAACGAGCUGUAAUACAAGCAGGCGUGCGUUUACGAGAAUGCAUUGUACUCAGGGAUGUUGAGAUUCGUGCACACGCUUGUUGCUUGAAUGCAGUAAUUGGAUGGAAUACAGUUAUUGGGGAAUGGGCCCGUGUCGAAGGUACACCCAACGAUCCUAAUCCUAAUAAGCAAUUUACCAAACUGGAAGUUUUACCUGUUUUCAAUGUUAAAGGUCAACUAAAUCCAUCCAUUACUGUGAUUGGUUCCAAUGUGGAAAUUCCUCCUGAAGUUAUUGUCCUGAACUGUAUAGUUCUACCACACAAAGAAUUAUCACAAAGUGCCAGAAAUCAAAUUAUUUUGUGAUGUACGUGUAAUCAAUUUAUAUUAAUACACAAACAUGUGUGUACGGGAGACAAUAUUGUAUACAAUUGGAGCAACUCCCAACUAAUUGGUCUCAACUGUUUGUUUCCCUAUGUAAUUAUUAGGUGGUUUGAGCAAUGUUUUUUAAAAAAAAAGUUAAUUAUGAAAGUAUGUAUAUUUUCACUUGGUACUUUCUUACUUUUCGAAGAAAAAACUAUUUACUUUAUUCUUAUGUAAGUGACAGGCAUGAUAUUUUCCUUUGAUUAUUUCAUUAUGAUUUAUUUAUCGCUUUGAUUUGUUUUUUUCUUCGAAAAAAGUAACUGUAAUUUGAUUCUAAAUAAGUUUAUUGUUUUUUUAAAAAGUUUUUGUAUCAUUGGACCAAUCGUGUGUGUAUCAACUGGUAUUAUUGCACGAUAGAAGUUUUAAAUAGGAAUGGGAGUUUCUGUCCUUCUACACAUUAUUUUAUAAUAUUGGUUUAGUUCUAAUUCGUAUUGUAUGUUACUUUAUACGAAAGGUGAUAUUUCUUCACUGUUUAUUAUCGUUGAUCCUAUUCGUCAGUUUGCUUUGUUAGUUCAACAUUUUUAUUAUCUUGUGUUUCCCAUUGUUCUAGUAGGCUUUCAGGGCAGUAAUGACAUGCCUGUUUAACCUUCAAAUAUUGAAUUAAUCCACUAACUUGAUGAAAUAGAACUUUUUUUCACC